Messenger RNA from Micropterus salmoides (largemouth bass), 2280 nucleotides. RefSeq names its product potassium voltage-gated channel subfamily H member 8-like. NCBI's taxonomy places the organism in Eukaryota, Metazoa, Chordata, Actinopteri, Centrarchiformes, Centrarchidae. Gene Ontology annotation, molecular function: voltage-gated potassium channel activity. Gene Ontology annotation, biological process: regulation of membrane potential; potassium ion transmembrane transport. The record is from RefSeq and is a predicted model, not a curated record. Gene Ontology annotation, cellular component: membrane. The transcript is spliced from 8 exons.
AUGACUGGGAGUAAGGAAUCUGUGAGCUUUAUUGAAAAGCCUCUGAGACUGGAGGUGGCAGCAGCGCCGAAGUCGCGCUUCAUUCUGCUCCACUACAGUGUGCCGAAAGCCCUGUAGGACUGGCUAAUUAUUUUUGGCACUUUCUACCUGGCUGUCACCGUGCCCUACAACGUCAGUUUCACGGCCGCCGAUCACACCGCUAUAGAUGCACCCUUGACUGUCAUCGCAGACGUUGUAGUGGAAUUGCUCUUUAUUGCAGACAUUGUGUUGAACUUCAGCACCACCUAUGUGGACAAGUCAGGGAAGGUGGUGUAUGACCCGCGCUCCAUUUGCAUUCACUACGUCACCACCUGGUUCUUUGUGGACCUGGUUGCAGCCCUGCCCAUUGACCUGCUGUAUGCUGCGCACAUCCCAGUGAGCUCCUUCGUCCACCUGCUCAAGACUAUACGCCUGCUGCAUUUCCUUCGCCUGUUUCAGAAAUUGUACAACGCCUCGGCGCUGACCUUACUAAUGUCAGUCUCUACUCUGCUGGCACACUGGAUGGCCUGUAUCUGGUACGUGAUUGGACGCAUGGAGAUGGCAAACGAAAAGACUUGGCACAACGGGUGGCUCUUUCAACUGAGCAAACAGCGGGAUAUGCCCUUCUUCAACAGCACGGCGGGGGGCCCGUCGAUGUACAGCUCCUACGUCGCUGCCCUUCAUUUUUGCCUCAGCAGCCUGACCAGUUUGGGCUUUGGCAAUAUCAGUGCCAACACCCCUGCUGAGAAGAUCUUCUGCAUCUGCACCAUGCUUGUUGGCGCGCUGAUGAACACCCUGGUGUUCAGUAACGUGACCACCGUCAUCCAGCGUAUGUACUCACGCCGUUCUCUCUACGACACAAGCAUGGAGGACCUGAAGGACUUCAUCCGUCUCCACCAUCUGCCUGAGCAGCUCGAAAAUCGCAUGCUGGAGUACUUCCAGAACACAUGGUCUGUCAACAGUGGCAUAGAUGUCAAUGAGCUCCUGCACGACUUCCCUGAUGAGCUGCGGGCCGACAUCGCCAUGCAUCGGAAUAGGGACAUCCUCCAGCUGCCGGUCUUUGCGGGGGCCAGUCGUGGCUGCCAGCGCUCACUCUCCCUCCAUAUAAAAUCCUCCUUCUGCAUCCCCGGGGAGUACCUCAUCCGUCAGGGCGACGUGCUGCAUGCCAACUACUAUGUCUGCUCCGGGUCUCUGGAGGUGCUGAACGACACCACGGUGCUGGCAACAUUAGGAGAAGGGAACCUGUUUGGGGCUGACCUGCCUGGACCAGACCAGGUGAUCAAGACCAAUGCUGAUGUGAAAGUGCUGACACACACUCACCUUCAGUAUAUCAAUCUGCGUCACCUGAAAGAGGUGCUGGGACUCUGCCCCGAGUAUGCCAGUGUUUUCGUCUCAGGCAUCCGCAACAACCUCACCUACAACCUGUGUGAGGGCAGCCAGGACCAGGUACUAAAUAUACUCUCACACACAGAAAACUGGUGUUGACUUACUGUAGGAUUCCAUUUCUCCCAACAGUAAACCUGUGACAGAAAACUCUUUCCCCUGAUUCCUAACUCGCAACACUUUCAUUCAGUAUGCUUCAACCUGAGCCGACCAACCCACAAACCUUCAUCCAGUGUUUUCCUACAUGUGUAGUAACCAGUCACACCCAAACCCAACAGGAAGUCAGCCAUUUUGAAUUGAAUAUGAAAUCCUUCACCAUUUAUUUAAAGACCCUGCUGUGGUAAUUUGCAAAGCUUUUGAGGUUUUGUGGCCAAAUGGAGACUUUCGAUGUUCCAAAAUAAGUAAUCGUGCUAAUAGAUUAAAUGUUUCGACAUAAGUAACUGUAUAACUCGACCACACAUUGUCACAUCUUUUCCACACUUCACAUUCGAUAAGCGCAGUGUCCAGUAUUCAAAGCCAACUAAAAUUUCCACCCAAAUUUAGCAAGAUUCCAAUCAUUCUAAAUAUUUCUGUAUUCAUUUAAUUAUUAUUCCAGCAUUUUCAAAUUGCAUUUCUGCUUUAAUGUGUUUCCAUAGCCUCAGGGUUUGACACAAACAAAUCAGGCACAUUAAAAGGUGUACAGUUCUUAAAGGUCUUUUCACACAGGAAGCGACACUCCGCCUGCGUAGUCGCUUUGCCCUGUGUGGUCGCUUUGCGCUUCACAUGUGAACAGACAGGCAGACAAGCGUUCUGUGAGUAAACACCAGGUGCUCUAUAGUUAGAGACACACUAAUCGUGUGUGUAUAACGCGCCGAAGCAAGACUUAGAACAAGGCUUUCA